GAGUAGGCAACUAUGACGGGAGGAUCGUAGGUCGGGUCGUCAACGCUGGUUUCGGCGAGGGCCUAGAGAUCUACAGCGUCUAUUUGAUCAACGACCUAGGUGUUGCAGGGGAGAACUUAGAGAUUUCGGAAGUGUUGGGCGCGAUCCUCCUCUGCAGCAAGAGGCCGUGGAUCGUCCAAGGGGACUGGGACUUCACGCACUUGGCCCUGUCGCUCUCAGGCUGGGUUCAGCACGCGCACGGCGCAGCGGCUGCGCCCGACAAGCCGACUUGCUUUGCCUGCGCUCCUAGGGUUACGUUGGUUGCUCCGCUGGACCCCAUGCCCGCAAAGUUCCUCCUGCUGCCCUCUUGGAGAGGGAUCACCGCCAUCGCUUUCUCCAAGCAAGCGGUCUGCUGGAUUUCGUCCGAGGCACUGCCCAGGCAAGCCAGAGCCAUCAGUCUGGGGAACCCAGGGGCCAAGGGGAGAGCGCUGCUAGGGUCCUGGAAGCCCAGGCUGCUUAAUAUCCUCGACGAUUCGGAGUUGGUCGAGGAGGGGCCCACCAAGGCCCAACUGCUGGCCAUGAUCUACGCUGCGUUGGCUACGGACCCUUGGGACACGGAGAAGCACGCGUGCAUCAACAAGGAAUGCAUUCGUCGCCAGCGGCUGGACUCGGCCUUGCAACUGGCAAUGUGGAAGGAGUGGGCCAAGAGGCUGAUGCUGGAGGGGGCAAAGCUGCUCGCGCCCCCCCCAAGCACCAGGUCACGAGCGUCUGCCCGAGAGGUAUCGCUGAUGAUAAUCGGCUUCCUGUGGCUGGUCAGGCCGCCCUUCAGCAACUGCUAG
This is a messenger RNA of Prorocentrum cordatum, 818 nucleotides long. Lineage: Eukaryota; Dinophyceae; Prorocentrales; Prorocentraceae. The record is from the annotation of a GenBank genome assembly.